AUGUUAAGGAACAGACUUCAGGUGUGGGCUGAUUCUGAAGGCAUUCUGGAGGAAAGUCAGGCGGGAUUUCGACCGGAAAGGUCUUGUUUAGAUCAAAUUAUCGUCCUCAAGGCUGCUACUCAGCUUCAGCUGCGCCUGGGUUCCAGAAAAGUUUUCAGUGUUUUUGUUGAUUUUAGAAGAGCGUUUGACUCGAUUCCCCAUGAUAAACUUUGGCAGAAAUUGUUUCAUCUAGGUGUCACUUCUAAAUUUGUGAAAAUAAUAAAAUCGCUCUACGACAGUGCCUCAAUUCAGGUUAAAGCAGGUGGCCGUCUCUCUGAUCCCCUCCUAGUUUCCUCGGGUGUACUCCAGGGGGAGUCCUUGAGUCCCCUCCUGUUUAUUCUUUACAUUGCAGACCUUGAGAAAUAUUUACGUGAGCUUGGUUUUAGGGGUGUCAAUAUCAACGGUAUCACUGACGUUCUGUUACUGCUGUAUGCUUAUGACUUGGUCAUACUUGUUGAGAGUGAACUGGUCUUGAAAAAGAUAUUAAUUGCUCUGGAUUCCUACUGUUCAGAUCUGGGUCUCUCUGUAAACUCAGACAAGACGAAGGUCAUGAUUUUUAGGGAAGGUGGAAGAGUGAGUCCAGAAUUAAGCUCAACACUCGGCUUCUUAGCAGCCAAGGAAGCGGUGAUUAAAGCUAGGCAGGCAAGUGGUGCGGUUUUUGCGAUCUUUGCACGCGGUAAAUGUGACUCUUGGUCAAGUAUGAUCAGGCUGUUCGAAGCCAUUACCAAGACGACCCUCCUCUAUGCUUCGCCUGCCUGGGCCUUGAAUUACUUAGAUCAUCUUGAGACAGCUCAGCUGAGCUUUGUUAAAAGACUCCUGCUUCUCCCCAAGAACACCCCCAGCUGUGCUCUGAGGCUGGAGACGGGACUAUUGAGAGUGGAAUACGCGGUCUGCAAAGCGACUCUGAAUUAUAUUAUCAAGAUUCUUGAGAUGGAAGACCAUCGUCUUCCAAAAAUAUGUCUAAGGAGAAUGUUUGAGCUUGAUUCUGAUCCUAAUCCUCUUAAAGAUGUUGCCAAAUUUAAAAAAUUUAACUGGGGCACGCGUAUUUGCAAUUUUUUGUCAUUGGUGGGGGCUCCGGAGCUUUGGGGUAAUUUUGGGGCCGCUGAUUGGCUUGGCAAUAGGGAAGGGAUGCUUGAAAGGCUCAAACAGUUUCUUUUGGAGCAAGACUGGGUCGAUUGGAACAAAUGCAUCCAUAAGAUACCGGUAGCUAGAAAUGUUUUGGGUUCUGCUUCUAUGUAUCUACUGAACAGAGGUCCGAUUGCGUACACCAGAAUCAAAGCGCAAUUUCGCCUAGCUAACUCGCACAACUGUGCCCUAAGAGCUAGAGAGGUGGUUUUGCAGAGUCGAAACAUGGAGCCAGUCAGGGCUGACCAACUGAUUACUAGAUUUUUGUUGUCGGAAUCACAACCAUCUGAGGGAUAG
Molecule: messenger RNA, 1461 nt
Organism: Diachasma alloeum
Lineage: Eukaryota; Metazoa; Arthropoda; Insecta; Hymenoptera; Braconidae
Exons: 3
Coding region: 1-1461 (486 amino acids)
Source: RefSeq, a predicted model, not a curated record